Messenger RNA from Mucor mucedo, 344 nucleotides. RefSeq lists its product as uncharacterized. Bases 8 to 226 code for a protein of 72 amino acids. The transcript is spliced from 2 exons. The record is from RefSeq and is a predicted model, not a curated record. Lineage: Eukaryota; Fungi; Mucoromycota; Mucoromycetes; Mucorales; Mucoraceae.
AAAAACAAUGAAACUUACACUUAUCGCCGCCACAUGUGCCCUUGUCGCUUCAGCUAUGGCCCAGGGUAAUAGUACUGUAAUUCCUAGUGGUGGAAUGGGUGGAACUGUAGCCUCAGCGAGUAUUUCUGUUGAUACCCCUGCUAAUCCUAAUGCCGCGAAUCAACUUGCUGGUGGUUUUGUAACUAUUGCUUUAACAUCUGUUGCUGCUGCUUAUGCCCUCAUUUAAGAAUAUUGAAAUUAACUCAUACUACAAAUCACUUCUUUCAAACUUUCUAUUAUUUCUCACCCCUAUCCCCACCCCCGGUGAUUUUUUUUCCAUAACAUAUACACCUAAUAAAAUACCU